Molecule: messenger RNA, 1956 nt
Organism: Pyricularia pennisetigena
Lineage: Eukaryota; Fungi; Ascomycota; Sordariomycetes; Magnaporthales; Pyriculariaceae
Exons: 3
Coding region: 1-1956 (651 amino acids)
Biological process (GO): NAD+ metabolic process; NADP+ biosynthetic process
Molecular function (GO): NAD+ kinase activity
Source: RefSeq, a predicted model, not a curated record
AUGGGUGACAGCACCAAGAACGAAAAGCACUCGCCCUUUGCUGAGAAGCAUAUAUCCUUUGAUGAUGGCCACUCGAGCGCCUCUGAUGAGGACCAAAAGGCGGUAGAGGUACAGUCGAGACCCUUCCGGAGUCCCCGGCGUGAAGCACCGCUCCAAUCAGCUGGUGCGGCUCUCCUCUGCACCUCAUACCGUCCCGAACAUCUUGGAGAUCUGUCGCGCGCUCUUUCUAGGCUCUUGUCUACGGAUUCUACCGACGCACAAAAGCGCAAAAGCUCUCUUGUGGCCUCGGAGGCCACUUUGACGCGACCCCGGCGCGCUCAGCAACCUGGCCCAGACAAGGCCCAGUGCAUUGUGCACCAACUCAUUGAGAGCCAGAGGAAGCUGAGUGAGGCAGGCAAGCACAAUAGCCAUGAUCAUGGACCACAUAACGCCGUCACCGGCGAUGACCAAAAAGAGCGAGGCAAAGGCCACGUUAGCUCCCUGACGCCAGCGCUGCACCCAUGUGUUGAGCAGGGAGGGGAGAAACCUAUUGAUUCCAUGGGGACAAGCAGCAGGGAAAGCAGCAAUGGAACCGCUAAUCCCGGUCUGAAGCGCCGCUUCGAUUAUCUCGAGGCUCCUAGUGAUAGCAGUGAUGCCGGACAAGUCGAUGAGCACCAUUGGCGGCACCGCAUAUCCAAGUCUCAGGCUGACAUCGACAUGGCCGGCCAACCCGCGGAUCUACCGGAGGUCGUGCACAGUCGACUUCUCACCAAGAAGCAGCUAAGCGAGAUGGCGUGGGGUGUGCGCGAGCUGAGUCGUCGCCUAGGCAGCAUGCGCCUCAAGUUCCGUGUGAAAUCCAUCUUCCUCCUCACCAAGAUCUACGACGAGGACCUCAUACCCAAGACGCGUGAACUUACCCGCUGGCUGUUGGACAAGGACAGAGACGUCAAGUAUACCGUCUGGGUCGAAAAGUCCCUCAAAGAAAAUAAGAAGUUCAAUGCCUCUGGCCUCCUUGAUGAGCUGCAGCACGACUACCAGUCAAGUGGGGACGUGGCGGAUGAGGAGGCUGCCAAAGGUGUCUCGCGGCGUUUGCGAUACUGGGACGAAAACAUCUGCCGGACGCGCCCUCACACCUUUGACUUUGUAAUAACUCUCGGCGGCGAUGGCACUGUACUGUAUGCAAGCUGGUUGUUUCAGCGUAUCGUGCCGCCGGUCUUGAGCUUUGCGCUGGGUAGCUUGGGUUUCCUCACAAAGUUUGACUUUGAUGAGUACAAGGAAAUUCUGACAACGGCCUUUAACCACGGCGUGACUGUCAGUCUGAGACUCAGAUUCGAGGGCACCAUCAUGCGGAGCACCCAACCAAAGAACCUGGAUGGAGUUGGCAACUCGAGCUCGGCUAGUGAAAGAGACGACGCAGACAUGCAGAGGAAACGUGAUCUGGUGGAAGAGCUAAUCGGCGAGGAGAAAGACGACGAGCAUACCCACAGGCCAGAUGGAACCUAUGAAAUAUUGAAUGAGGUGGUUAUCGACAGAGGACCGAACCCGAAAAUAUUCGGAGACGAUGAACAUUUCACAUCGGUGCUGGCAGACGGAAUAUGUGUGUCGACUCCAACAGGCUCUACGGCCUACAAUCUUGCAUCAGGCGGUUCACUAUGUCAUCCUGAAAACCCAGUCAUGCUUGUCACCUCCAUCUGCCCUCACACUCUUUCCUUCCGACCCAUCAUCCUUCCGGAUACCAUCGUCCUUCGUGUCGGCGUCCCUUACGGGGCGAGAACCGGCUCGUGGGCCAGCUUCGACGGGCGGGAGCGCAUCGAGCUGCACCCUGGUGACUAUGUCACCAUAAGCGCUAGCAGAUAUCCAUUCGCCUCGGUACAGGCGCCAGGUAGACGCAGCGAAGACUGGGUGAACAGUAUCAGUGCGAAGCUUGGAUGGAAUACGAGACAGAAGCAGAAGGCUUUCACUGAGUGGCAGACUUGA